Messenger RNA from Verticillium nonalfalfae, 2520 nucleotides. RefSeq lists its product as uncharacterized. Gene Ontology annotation, molecular function: oxidoreductase activity; protein binding. NCBI's taxonomy places the organism in Eukaryota, Fungi, Ascomycota, Sordariomycetes, Glomerellales, Plectosphaerellaceae. Bases 1 to 2520 code for a protein of 839 amino acids. Gene Ontology annotation, cellular component: mitochondrion. The record is from RefSeq and is a predicted model, not a curated record. The transcript has a single exon.
AUGGCCACCCCGCGCGUCGUCAUCAUCGGCGCUGGCAUCGUCGGCACCAACAUUGCCGACGAGCUGGUCGCGCGCGGAUGGACCAACAUCACCGUCGUCGAGCAGGGCCCGCUGCAGAUGCCGGGAGGCUCGACAUCGCACGCGCCGGGGCUCGUGUUCCAGACGAACCCGUCCAAGACGUUGACCUCGUUCGCCAGCUACACCGUCGAGAAGCUGCUCUCGAUCGGCUGCUUCCACCAGGUCGGCGGCCUGGAGGUGGCCGAGACGCCGGAGAGGCUCGAGGACCUCAAGCGGAAACGUGGUUACGCGUCGUCCUGGGGCAUCGAGUCGAGCCUCAUCAGCGCCGAGGCCUGCCGCAGGCUGUACCCGCUGCUGAGCGACGAUGUCGUCCUCGGCGGUCUGCACAUCCCCUCCGACGGGCUGGCUCUGGCCGCCAAGGCUGUGCAGGUUCUCAUCGAGCGCACGCGCAAGGCGGGUGUCACGUACCUGGACAUGACGCCGGUGACGGGGUUUGAACGAAGCGACGGCCGCGUCACGGGCGUCAUCACCAAGAGCGGCGGCACCAUUCCGGCCGACAUGGUCAUCUCGUGCGCCGGCCUCUGGGGCGUCGAAGUCGGCGCCAUGGUCGGCCUGCCCAUUCCGUUGCAGCCAGUGGCACACCAGUACGCCAAGACGACGGCCGUGCCGGCGCUCCAGGCGAAGAACCCGGCGCCGAACAGCGCGAGCCUGCCCAUCCUGCGCCACCAGGAUCGCGACCUGUACUACCGCGAGCACGGCGAUCACGUGGGCAUCGGGUUCUACGGCCACCGUCCACUGCCGGUCGUCGCGGCCUCGCUGGGCGAGACCCGCGCCAACGUCUCCGAGCACGACAUGCCGUCGCGCCUCGACUUCACCCCCGAGGAUUUUGAGCCCGCCUGGACGCUGAGCCAGACGCUCCUCCCGGCGCUGCGCGACGCGGAGAUCGCCCACGGCUUCAACGGCAUCAUGUCCUUCACGCCCGACGGCGGCCCGCUCAUCGGCCGCGCGCCCGCGCUCGAGGGCUUCUUCGUCGCCGAGGCCGUGUGGGUGACGCACUCGGCCGGCGUCGCGCGCGCCGUGGCGCAGCUGCUGACGACGGGCCGCGCCGACGCCGACCUCGCCGACUGCGACCUCGCGCGCUUUGAGCGCGUCCAGCUGACGCCGGCCUACGUCCGCGAGACGGGCCAGCAGAACUUUGUCGAGGUCUACGACAUUCUGCACCCGCUGCAGCCGCGCGACGCGCCGCGGAACCUCCGCGUGAGCCCGUUCCACGCACGCCACGAGGAUCUCGGCGCCUACUUUCUCGAGGCCGGCGGCUGGGAGCGCCCGCACUGGUUCGAGGCCAACGCGGCGUUGCUGCCGGCGCUGCCGGCGGCGUGGCGCCCGCGGGCGCGCGACGCGUGGGCGGCGCGGUACGACUCGCCCAUCACCGCCGUCGAGGCCUGGAAGACGCGGACGGCCGCGGCCAUGUACGACCUGACGCCGAUCCGGCGGCUCGAGGUCGCGGGCCCCGGCGCCGUCGACCUGCUGCAGAAGCUGACGACGAGCAACGUCGCGAAGGAGGUCGGCAGCGUCACGUUCACGCUGCUCCUCGACGACAAGGCCGGCGUCAAGAGCGACAUAUUCGUGGCCCGUCUGCAGGACGACAGCUUCCAGCUCGCCGUCAACGGGCCCGUCGACCACGCGUACCUCGCGCGGGCGGCGCGGGCGCAGAGCCGGGCGUCCCCCGAAAAGUACGCACAGGUGCGCGACAUCACGGGCGGGACCUGCUGCAUCGGGCUCUGGGGCCCGCGCGCGCCGGCCGUGCUGGCGUCCCUGAGCCCGGACGACAUGUCCGAAACGGGCCUGCCGCCAUACCGCGCCAAGACGGCCACGGUGGCGCAGAUCCCCGUGACGGUGAUGAACGUGUCGUUUGUUGGCGAGCCCGGCUGCGAGAUCCACACGACUGCCGAGCACGGCCAGCGCCUCUGGGAUCUGCUGUGGCACGCCGGUCAGGCCCACGGCGUCGUGGCCGCGGGGCGGGCCGCCUUGAACGCGCUGCGGCUCGAGGCUGGAUUCCGCAGUUACGGCGCUGAUGUCACGACCGAGCACAAUCCGCUUGAGGCUGGUCUGGCGCUCGCCGUCGACGCGGACAAGACGGGCUACGUCGGAUACGAGGCCCUCAGACGGCUCUCGACUGUGAAGCCAUCUCGGCGACUGCGCUGCUUCACUGUCGAUGAUGGACAAUCGGUGGUCCUAGGAAAGGAACCGGUCUAUGUUGGCGGGAGAGUGGCCGGCUAUGUGACGAAUGCGGCUUUUGGGUUUACCGUCAGGAAGCCCAUCGCCUAUGGCUACCUGCCGAUCGAGGUGAACGUCGGGGACGGCGUCGAGAUUGAGUAUUUUGGGCGUCGAAUCAAAGCCACAGUCGUGGCGGAACCUUUGCAUCAGCAAGCCACCAUCAGGACGGAAAUCGGGUUGCAGAGGGACGAACAGGCACAGCCCGUGCUGAGGUCUCGAUUAUGA